AUGUCAAAAAGAAGUGCUGUUUGGAAAUAUUUUGAGAAAAAUAAUGACGGAACAUCGACAUGUGUAUUAUGCUAUAAGAAACUUAAGACAUCAGGUAACACCACAAAUUUAAAUGGACACCUAAAUAGUAUGCAUAAGUCAAUUAUUAAUCAAAAAACACAUGAUAGUAAUAAACAAGACGUAGCUGAUGAUCCAGGUGAGGCUAUUAAUACUAGUGUUCCGAAUACAGAUAAUGUCAUUACAUUGCCACCUCCCUAUCAAAAUUUUAAACGUCAAACAAACAUAAAACAAUCAUUCAAUAACAUAUCAACAUAUACUGAAGGUGGAGUUAAAGACAGCAAAAUAACAAAUUUAAUUGUUUAUAUGAUUUCAAAAUAUAACCAACCCAUUUCUAUAGUAGAAGAUAAAGACAUUUGGACAGAUAUACAAACACGUAGUUAUUUAGGUAUCACCGUUCACUUUGCUAAUACCUCCACGUUCACAUUAAAAUCUGGUAUACUUGGAGUUUAUGACCUAAGUGAAAGACAUACAUCAGAUUAUAUAGCAGUUAAAUUAAAAGAAGCCUGCUUUGAAUGGGAAAUUCCUAUGAAAUCGGUCACUGCUGUAAUUACAGAUGGAGCAGCAAACAUGACAAAAUCUAUAGAAUUAGCUUUUGGAAGAAAUCAUCAAAUUCCUUGUUUUGCUCAUACAAUUAAUUUAAUAGCAGAAAGAUCACUGUCAAAUGUAGCUGAAUUGACAAAAUUAAUUUCAAAUGUUAAAUCAAUUGUUACCUGGUUUAAGCACAGUGUGGUUGGAAGCGAUGAUUUAAGAAAAUUGACAGGCGGGGAUGGUAAAUUAAUCCAAGAAGUUUCCACUCGUUGGAACAGCACAUUCUACAUGUUACAACGAUUUAUAUCUCUACGCCCAUUUGUAAAUGAAAUAUUAAAUAAGAACAUUAAAGCACCUGAAAUGAUAUCUGCACAAAGUGUAUUAGAUAUUACAGAAGUGAUAGAAGCAACAAGAGAGUUGUGUGUUGAAUUUUAUGUCACUAGUAGUAUAUACUUUAAAUCAUCUAUAGCAUUAUCCCGAGCUCUAAGUAUAAUAUCCGAUACAUUGAAAACAUCAACAGAUCAAGUAGAAAGUAUUCCAGAACCAGAUUUAACAGACCAAGAACAGAAUACAUCUGAUGGAUUCAGCUUAUGGGAUAAUCAUAACGGCUUAAUGCAACAAACCAACCAGGAAUGCAUUGAAACGGAAAUUGGAUAUCCUUCAGAGUUGUGCCUAUAUUUAAAAAGCAAUCUAGCAAAUUUAUCAGAGAAACCCUUAGAAGUAUGGCAUAACAUGAGUACUGUCUAUCCAAAUCUAUCUAAACUUGCUAUUAAAUAUCUCUCAAUAGUUGACACCUCUGUGCCCUCAGAAAGGUUAUUUUCUAAAGCCGGGUCAACUUUAAGUACUAAAAGGAAUAGAAUUACAUGCACAUUACAAACAUGUCUUGAUAUUCAACGAGCUUAA
Acyrthosiphon pisum (pea aphid) is the source of this 1491-nucleotide messenger RNA. Its product is annotated as zinc finger BED domain-containing protein 4-like. The transcript has 5 exons. Bases 1 to 1491 code for a protein of 496 amino acids. The record is from RefSeq and is a predicted model, not a curated record. Lineage: Eukaryota; Metazoa; Arthropoda; Insecta; Hemiptera; Aphididae. Gene Ontology annotation, molecular function: protein dimerization activity; DNA binding.